AUACAUUUAUUUAAUAUUUACUAUCAUGAUGGAGUUAUUUGCAACUACCGCUUUCCUAUUCUGCGCGGCGCUUUUUGCGUUCUUGCUUGCGAUUAAUCGCGUUCGGCUAUAUAACAAACUGAAAGAACCUAAUAAUAAUCUGUGUGCAACGGAAAACACGUGCUGCGGUGAAAUAAAAUUGCAAAAUGGCGAACUGCCGGCUGGAAAACUGCCGACGAGAAAACCGCCGGCGAGAAUGCCGACUGUCAUGCCGUCGGAUAAAAAGGCCAAAAAAGUAGUCCCACUAAGCGUGAAUUAUCAUUUCACGCGGAAAUGCAACUACAAGUGCGGAUUUUGUUUUCACACUGCGAAAACAUCGUUUGUGUUACCGCUUGACGAUGCGAAGAGAGGGCUAGAACUCUUGAAAAAUGCGGGCAUGAAGAAAAUCAACUUUUCCGGUGGUGAACCGUUCAUAGUGAAGAAGGGAGCAUUCGUCGGGGAGCUGGUUAAGUUCUGCAAACAGACGUUGGGCGUCGAGAGCGUCAGCAUCGUCAGUAACGGAAGUCUCGUCUCGGAGCGCUGGUUUGAGAAGUACGGUGAGUUUUUGGACAUUUUGGCUGUCUCGUGCGACAGCUUUGAUGCCGAUACAAAUGAGAAGAUCGGUCGACAGCAAGGACAGAAAAGUCAUCUGAUUAGCCUGCGAUCCGUGCGAAGACUGUGCGCUGAUUAUAAGGUGGCAUUCAAACUGAACACAGUUGUGAACACGCACAACAAGGAUGAGAACAUGGUGGAGGAAAUAAUGCAACUGAAUCCGUGCAGGUGGAAGGUAUUUCAGUGCCUCCUGAUAGACGGUGAAAACACCGGUCCGGAUGCACUAAGACGGGCAGAAUCCUUUGUCAUCACCAAUGCUGAGUUUGACGAAUUUCUCCGAAGACACAAGGAUGUCGAAUACCUGGUGCCAGAAUCUAACGAAAAGAUGCAGAAAUCGUACCUGAUCCUUGACGAAUAUAUGCGGUUUUUGGACUGCACGAAGGGUGCAAAAGAACACUCGAGAUCUGUUCUGGACGUAGGCGUGGAGAAUGCGCUCAAUUUCAGCGGCUUCGACGAGAAAAUGUUCUUCAAGAGGGGAGGCAAAUACGUCUGGAGUAAAGCCGAUAUGCAGCUGGAUUGGUAGCCUCCCUUUUAGAGAAAACAAUUACCUUGGCAAAUUUUAGUGUUUUGUUUUAAUGUGAUAUUGGAUAUAUAUGAGCAUUUCGGCAGCUAAAACAUUAUUUUUUGACCGGAUAAGGCGUGUUGAUAAGGCCCAGAAAUUUUAAUUGAAAGGAAACGCGGGACUAAAGUCUUAUAUCAGGUUUCAGAGGUAUUCAUGGGCAUUACAUAAUAACAUACACGCACAGGAUUUCAAAUGUUUGAUAAUCAAAAACAUACAUUAUAUAACGACUUAACACGAAAAGCAGAGAAGUUAUGUUUAGUUGGGAACGAAUAUUCCAAUAUUAGAAAACAAACAGAAUAUUUGAAUCCAAAAUUUCGAUUU
Dreissena polymorpha is the source of this 1513-nucleotide messenger RNA. RefSeq names its product radical S-adenosyl methionine domain-containing protein 2-like. The record is from RefSeq and is a predicted model, not a curated record. The transcript has 7 exons. Gene Ontology annotation, molecular function: catalytic activity; 4 iron, 4 sulfur cluster binding. Bases 26 to 1153 code for a protein of 375 amino acids. Lineage: Eukaryota; Metazoa; Mollusca; Bivalvia; Myida; Dreissenidae. Gene Ontology annotation, biological process: defense response to virus. Gene Ontology annotation, cellular component: endoplasmic reticulum membrane; lipid droplet.